AUGGCGUGGGGUGGCCCGGCAACGGACGCGAGGGGUCGGGCGGUGCUGGAGUGGGCGGCGAGCGCGGACCUCCGGCUGCUUAACCGGGGGUCCGUGAACACGUGCGUGCGGUGGCAGGGCGAGUCAAUCGUCGACUUGUCGUGGGCGACGCCUGCCGCCUCGCGUCUCGUGUCGGGGUGGAGGGUAGUGGAGGAGGUGGAGUCCCUUAGUGACCACCCCUACAUCUUUAUGGAUGUCUCCGCUGCCCCUCAGUACCAUCCCGCUCGCGGACCCACGCCGGGCCGACCGCCGCGCAGAUGGGCGCUGAAGCGCUUGGAGAAGGACGCCCUGAUGGCGGCCGCCCUCGUCGCGUCCUGGCCGGAUGCCCCGGCUGGACCGGUCGCGGACGUCGAUCGGGAAGCUGACUGGUUUCGGGAGUCAAUGACGGCAGCGUGCGAAGCCGCCAUGCCCCGAGCCAAGAAGCUACCGAGGCGGGCCGCAUACUGGUGGAGCGACGAGAUUGCCGCGUUGCGUGCUACAUGCAGCGCGGCGCGACGUCGCUUCACGAGGGCCCGCCGGAGACGGAACCGCGAUCCGGCGAGGGAGGUGGCGCUGUUUGAGGUCUACCGAGAGGACACGGUGGACCUCCAGCGCGCCAUCAGGAGGGCCAAGGCGAGCGCCUGCGGAGAGCUCCUCGGGACUCUGGACAAGGAUGGCGGUUAG
This is a messenger RNA of Hylaeus volcanicus, 702 nucleotides long. RefSeq lists its product as uncharacterized. The record is from RefSeq and is a predicted model, not a curated record. The transcript has a single exon. Lineage: Eukaryota; Metazoa; Arthropoda; Insecta; Hymenoptera; Colletidae. The coding region runs from base 1 to 702 and encodes 233 amino acids. Gene Ontology annotation, molecular function: catalytic activity.